ACCUGAACUUACUAAUGUUAAACCACUCAACUCCUGUUUCACCCACCUGAGUGUUAUAUAGCUUCUACUUGAAUAUUUUAGAUACAUCUAUACCACAAAUGGGGGCAUCACGGAACUCUUGCAUGAAAAACAAUUAGGGGCGACACUGUGAAGUAUGACAAUGCCAGUGCGGCGCGCAUACAUGUCUGCCCUCAGCCUCCUGCACAUAAAUGUUGCCACAGUCCGCGAACUGACAGCAAAGGGGGAGGGGAUAUUUGCAUUACGCGCUAGCUUCUGUGCCGUUGCGCCCGUUUCCGUCUCGUCCAUAUAAACGUAGAUCGUUCUGAAACGUACACAGAGAACCAUGUGCUUACAUUUCCUUCUCCAUCUAGUCUAUCAAAAAUGCUCUCCACCUUAAAUUCGCGUUGAUGAGAUCUGGUGAUCUCAGUUUGGAGACUAGGAGUAGGCUGGUUCCUGACAGAACAACAUCGCGACUCAUUGUCCGGCCAGCGGGACUAUCAAACAAGACGUGGCAUGACAGUGUAGAUAUUUACAGGCGUUCGUUGAUAAGAAGCCAAACCUGCCGUAAGAGCGAUCACAGCACAUUUGGGAAGAAUAUGGUGUUUUGAUCCACGGACACGUCCUGCUGGCGCGCACGGACUCAGAUGAUCCCACAUUGGAGACCUACCAGGAGCUCCAGUCCGGGCGAGGAAUCAACACACUUCUGCUGUGCAGUGUGACUGUUUCCUGCUGCUCUAUUAAGUUAACCUCCACCGCUGUGGCCCCCAGGCUCCCAGGCCAUGAGCACUUCCAAGGGCCACUUAGGACAGGAUGUGGAGAAACAGGGUAUCAAGUUGCCAAAGAAAUGGAGCGACCCCAAAGACAAGGUACCCACGGGUCGUACAAUGGUGCCCGGACGUGGUGGGAAAUCUGGUGCUGUGAGGAAGCCCCGUCAGCGCUACGUGGAGAAGGAUGGCAAAUGCAAUGUGCAUCAUGGCAAUGUGCGGGAAACAUACCGCUACCUAACCGACAUCUUUACGACGCUGGUGGACCUGAGAUGGCGCUUAAACCUGCUCGUGUUUACAAUGGUCUACACCACCACCUGGGUGUUCUUCGGCCUCAUCUGGUGGCUCAUCGCAUACAUCCGAGGUGACUUAGACCACACAGAUGACAAUGACUGGACACCCUGCGUCAACAACCUCAACGGUUUUGUCUCUGCGUUUCUGUUCUCCAUUGAGACGGAGACCACCAUUGGUUAUGGCUACCGGUUCAUCACCGACAAGUGCCCCGAGGGAAUCCUCCUGCUGCUGGUGCAGGCCAUCCUGGGCUCCAUCGUCAACGCCUUUAUGGUGGGCUGCAUGUUUGUCAAGAUCUCCCAGCCCAAUAGGCGCGCAGAGACGCUCAUGUUCUCCCACACGGCGGUUAUCUCCGUGCGCGACGGCAAGCUGUGUGUGAUGUUUCGCGUCGGGGACCUGCGCAGCUCGCACAUCGUGGAGGCCUCUAUCCGGGCCAAGGUCAUCCGCUCCAAACAGACCAAGGAAGGGGAGUUCAUCCCACUGAACCAGACGGACAUCAAUGUGGGCUUCGACACGGGGGACGACCGCCUGUUUCUGGUGUCCCCGCUCAUCAUCUGCCAUGAGAUCAAUGCCACCAGUCCCUUCUGGGAGAUCUCACAAGAGCAGCUGGCACGGGAGGAGUUCGAGAUCGUGGUCAUUUUAGAGGGAAUGGUCGAGGCCACUGGGAUGACCUGUCAAGCCCGCAGCUCUUACCUGGACUCGGAGGUGUUGUGGGGCGAGCGCUUCACCCCCGUCCUCUCCCUGGAGGAGGGCUUCUACGAGGUGGACUAUGACACCUUCCACAACACCUACCCCACACCGACCCCCGCGUGCUCUGCCCGUGAUCUAGCGGAGCUGGCCAAGAAGGGAGAGAGCAUCCCCAUACCGCCUCUCUCGCCCCAUGACACCAUGGAGGAGAUGUCGGGCCCAGAGGACGCACUGGACACAGGAGAAGACGGGGAAGGGCAGGAGGUGCAGGAGACACAGGAGGCGCAGGGGGUGCAGGGGACGCAGGGGGCACAGGAGGUGCAGGAGGCACAGGGGGCACAGGGGGCACAGGAGGUGCAGGGGGUGCAGGGGGCACAGGAGGUGCAGGGGGUGCAGGGGGCACAGGAGGUGCAGGGGGUGCAUGAGGCGCAGGAGGCACAGGAGGAUGAGCUAGAUGGGGAGACUGUCAGCAAUGGAGAUGUGAACAAAAUGGAUAGCGGACUAGAAUGA
This is a messenger RNA of Clupea harengus (Atlantic herring), 2252 nucleotides long. RefSeq lists its product as uncharacterized. Gene Ontology annotation, cellular component: plasma membrane. Bases 780 to 2252 code for a protein of 490 amino acids. Gene Ontology annotation, biological process: regulation of monoatomic ion transmembrane transport; potassium ion import across plasma membrane. The record is from RefSeq and is a predicted model, not a curated record. The transcript is spliced from 4 exons. NCBI's taxonomy places the organism in Eukaryota, Metazoa, Chordata, Actinopteri, Clupeiformes, Clupeidae. Gene Ontology annotation, molecular function: inward rectifier potassium channel activity.